CCAUCCUUCAUUGCUUCACUUCCUUUUCCCUCUUUAACUAAUACUACAAAAAUCCUCAGUCUCUCUCUCUCUCUCUCUCUCAAUCACUGCUUACGUUCUAGUUCCGGAGCUGAAAAUGGCGGCGUCUCCGUCCAUGGAGGAAUUCUUGAAACAAUGUCAGCAGUCCGGGGAUGCUGCGUAUGCUGCAUUUCGGUCUCUGUUGGAGCGGUUGGAGGAUUCCAAGACUCGAGUGCAGGCUCGAAUCUUCCUUUCUGAUCUCCAUAAGCAUGUCAGUGACUCCGAUCAGUGCCUCCAGAAGUACCAUUUCCGGAUCCAAGAUGUAUUACUGGAACAAUAUGAAGGUUAUCAGGGAAGGAAGAAAUUGACAAUGAUGGUGAUCCCUAGCAUUUUUAUCCCUGAAGAUUGGUCCUUCACCUUUUAUGAGGGACUUAAUAGACAUCCGGACUCAAUCUUCAAGGACAAGACAGUUGCUGAGCUUGGCUGUGGGAAUGGAUGGAUAUCCAUUGCUAUUGCUGAGAAGUGGCUACCUUCAAAGGUGUAUGGUCUUGAUAUUAAUCCUAGAGCAGUAAAGGUAUCCUGGAUAAACUUAUAUUUAAAUGCUUUGGAUGAAAAUGGUCAACCCAUCUAUGACGCAGAGAAGAAAACUUUACUCGACAGGGUGGAGUUUUAUGAAUCUGAUCUACUUGCUUAUUGUAGAGAUCAUGACAUUCAACUUGAACGAAUUGUUGGAUGCAUACCACAGAUUCUUAACCCAAAUCCAGAUGCAAUGUCUAAAAUGAUAACAGAAAAUGCAAGUGAAGAAUUUCUGUAUUCAUUGAGUAACUACUGUGCACUUCAGGGCUUUGUUGAGGAUCAGUUUGGCCUUGGCCUAAUUGCUAGAGCAGUUGAGGAAGGAAUAUCUGUAAUCAAGCCUAUGGGGAUUAUGAUUUUUAACAUGGGUGGUCGUCCAGGGCAAGCUGUUUGUAAACGCUUGUUUGAACGCCGUGGAUUUCGUGUUGAUAAGCUUUGGCAGACUAAAGUUAUCCAGGCUGCUGACACAGAUAUUUCAGCCUUAGUUGAAAUUGAGAAGAACAGUCCACACAGGUUUGAAUUUUUCAUGGGACUUUCUGGAGAUCAGCCAAUUUGUGCUCGAACAGCGUGGGCAUAUGGGAAGGCUGGUGGUCAUAUUGCUCAUGCUUUAUCAGUUUAUAGCUGUCAACUUCGUCAACCAAACCAGGUUAAGAAAAUUUUUGAGUUUCUUAAGAAUGGCUUCCAUGAGGUCAGCAGUUCUUUAGAUUUGUCUUUUGAGGAUGAUUCUGUUGCUGAUGAGAAGAUCCCAUUCCUAGCGUAUCUUUCUGAUGAACUGAAAGAGUGCUCAGGUUUCCCUUAUGAGUCGCCAGCUGGCAGAAAACGUUUCCGUAAUCUAAUUGCACGCUUUAUGAAAAUAUAUCACCAUAUUCCACUCAAUUCCAAUAAUGUUGUCAUCUUUCCUUCAAGGGCUGUUGCAAUCGAAAAUGCUCUUCGAUUAUUCUCACCUCGUCUAGCAAUUGUUGAUGAACAUCUGACUCGACACCUUCCUCGGCAGUGGUUGACAUCUUUGGCACUUGAGGGUACAGAAAAUUAUGACCCAUCAAAGGAUGCAAUUACAGUGAUUGAAGCACCGAGACAGUCUGAUUUAAUGGUGGAGCUGAUAAAGAAGCUCAAACCGCAGGUGGUUAUUACUGGAAUGGCUCAAUUUGAGGCAGUGACUAGUUCAGCUUUUGUUCAUCUUUUAGAUAUUACUAGAGAGAUUGGGUCCCGUCUUUUCUUAGACAUAUCCGAUCAGCUCGAGCUAUCUAGCCUUCCAGGUCCCAAUGGAGUCCUAAAAUAUCUUGCUGGAACUCGUCUACCUGCGCAUGCUGCAAUCCUUUGUGGCCUUGUAAAGAACCAGGUUUAUUCAGACUUAGAAGUAGCUUUUGUUAUUUCAGAAGAAGAGGCCAUUUUUAGGGCCUUGUCCAAGACUGUGGAAGUACUAGAAGGAGAUACGGCACCAAUCAAGCAGUUUUAUUAUGGCUGUCUUUUUCAUGAGCUUCUAGCUUUUCAGCUUGCAGAUCGACAUCCGCCUGCAGAGAGGGAGUGUGAAAAGGCCAAUUCAGUUGAUGCGAUUGGAUUUGCUAGUUCUGCUAUUUCGGUCCUCAGUGAUUCUGAGCUGUCAAUUAGUGAGGAAGAAAAGUCUUCCUUGAUUCACAUGGACGUAGAUCAAAGUUUCUUGCCAAUUCCUUCUCCUGUCAAGGCUGCAAUCUUUGAAAGUUUUGCAAGGCAGAACUUGGCUGAAUCAGAAACUGAUGUCACCCCUAGCAUCCAGCAAUUCAUCAAGAGUAACUAUGGGUUUCCUAGCAACAACAGCACAGAGUUCAUAUAUACAGACUUCUCACAAGCCCUGUUUAAUAGACUGAUCCUAUGCUGCAUCCAAGAAGGCGGGACAUGCUGCUUUCCAGCUGGCUCAAAUGGGAACUAUGUGUCUGCAGCCAAAUUUUUAAAAGCAAACAUUGUGAGCAUCCCUACUGACUCUGGAUCUGGUUUCAAGCUGACUGAUAAACUACUUACUGGAGUACUUGAAACUGUGAAUAAACCAUGGGUUUAUAUUGCUGGCCCUACAAUCAACCCUUCGGGUUUGCUUUACAGCAACAAAGAGAUGGAGAAUAUAUUAACUACUUGUGCGAAAUAUGGGGCAAGAGUUGUCAUAGAUACUUCAUUUUCAGGAUUGGAAUAUGAUUUGGAAGGUUGGGGUGGCUGGAAUUUGGAGGAAACGUUAUCAAAGUUGAAUUCGUGUGGCAACCCAUCCUUUUGUGUAUCCUUGCUUGGAGGACUCUCUCUUGGAGUAUUGAAAUUUGGUUUUCUGGUUUUAAACCAUCCUUCCCUGGUCAACGCGUUUUAUAGCUUUCCAGGAUUAAGUAAACCUCAUAGCACUGUCAAAUAUGCUAUAAAGAAGUUGCUGGGAUUGAAUGAAAAGAGAGCAGAUCUGAUGGUUGCUGUUGCAGAACAAACUAAAAAACUAAAAUCCAGAUCCCAGCGCAUGAAAGAGACACUUGAGAAAUGUGGGUGGGAAGUUCUCCAGCCUUGUGGUGGUGUUUCCAUGAUGGCAAAGCCUUCUGCCUACCUGAACAAGGUCAUGAAGAUCAAGCAUUCAGCUGAUGGUGAUGUCAAAAAUGCCCCCACUUACGAAGCCAAGCUCGAUGACUCAAAUAUCAGGGAAGCCAUUGUCAAGUCCACGAGUUUAUGUAUCAACAGCGGCUUAUGGACUGGAAUUCCUGGGUACUGCCGCUUCACAUUUGCUUUGGAAGAUGGUGACUUUGAGCGGGCAUUGAAUUGCAUAAUUAAAUUCAAGGAUCUUAUCAAUAACUAAAAUGACAAUCAUGUGUUGUCUGAUGCAGUGUUUUUACCAUUUAGGAAAUAAAGCAAAUCUGUAAUCUAACUUACGGAAAUCACAGCAACUUAUGCAAGCCAGCAUCAGCUGAGAUCUUUCUCUUCUCUUACCAAUCCAUGUUUCUUAUUGGAUAGGGUUUGAGCUCAAUACCAAUUUCUGUAAGAACUGCCAAGUGGAUUUUAUUGAAAUCUUGUCCGAUGUUCACUUGUUUC
Molecule: messenger RNA, 3597 nt
Organism: Manihot esculenta (cassava)
Lineage: Eukaryota; Viridiplantae; Streptophyta; Magnoliopsida; Malpighiales; Euphorbiaceae
Product: methionine S-methyltransferase
Exons: 12
Coding region: 116-3364 (1082 amino acids)
Biological process (GO): biosynthetic process
Molecular function (GO): pyridoxal phosphate binding; methyltransferase activity
Source: RefSeq, a predicted model, not a curated record